Messenger RNA from Gigantopelta aegis, 901 nucleotides. RefSeq lists its product as uncharacterized. Bases 304 to 867 code for a protein of 187 amino acids. The transcript is spliced from 4 exons. NCBI's taxonomy places the organism in Eukaryota, Metazoa, Mollusca, Gastropoda, Neomphalida, Peltospiridae. The record is from RefSeq and is a predicted model, not a curated record.
CUUGUAUGUAAAAAGAAGUUGGUGAUAGUUGUAUCAUCUGGAACCUGCACUGUAGUGGUGAACAACAUGGAAUCAAGAGGCAGAUCUAUACAGGUGUGGCUGAUGAUGAUGCUGUUGUCGAGGGCUGCCUGUAUGCCUAAUCUAGCUCUAUACAAACCUGGGAAGUCAAGCUCAAAAUGGAUGCCCAAUACUGGCGUAAAUUUGGCACUUGAUGGCCUUUUGGGAACUAGGCAUGAAAUAUACAGGGAAUGCUCGUUAAGCAACUAAGUAGACCUUACCAAGUGGCUUCAAGUCGACCUUGAGAUGUUCUUCUUUAUAGACACCGUCAGGAUCCUCAACAGAGGCGAUGAUGGAGUGAUCGAUAGACUAGCCAACUUUACGGUAUAUGUUUAUGAAGAAGACCCAACUGCAUUUUCUGCUGCAAACAGGAAGUUGUGUAAGCAUUAUCCAGGAACUGUGGGUUCUGGUCAGUGGGUGGAGUUGUCCUGUGAAAGUCACGUGAUCGGAAGAUAUGUCAGAGUCAGCAAAUACAACACAGACGUAUCUAGUCUACUACAGAUCUGUGAACUGGAGGUGUACGGCAAGAGAGCCACAGCUGUUCAAUUCAGACGUUCACCCAACUCGAGGAUAUCGAACCCAAUGUUAUCAGAACACUCUGUAGCCACAUCGAUAAGAUGUCUGCGUUUAUGUUACGCUGAAUCACUCUGCUAUGGCGCCAACUUCAAACAGUCGACUGGUAACACCACCCCCAAUUGUCAACUGGUUUCUAACAAUCUGACCAAUACGAUUGAAGAAGAUGGAACUGGUUGGGACGCAUAUGUGGUCGACUCUGCAGGAUCGCGAAACGGCCCAAAAUGUUUGGGGUAGACUUACGAACGGUCAGCCGAUUACUGAAUAUAAA